UCUUCUUCGCUUCGAAAUGAUUAAAAUGUCAUUUUGAAACAGACAGCUUCUUGUUUUAUUAUACGUUCAAAACAUUGAAUACGCGUGGAUAUUUUUCGACUUGAAAUUUUGUCCACGAUGAAUAAAGUUGGACUAAGUUUACUGCAGAAAUGCAUGAGUUUAAGAAUUCUAAGCCCUUAUCAUGCUAUGGAAAGAAAUUAUAGUUUUAAAAGUGACCUUUCUUUGGACAGAAUCUAUCCCUCAAGCAACUUACGAUUAUACACCGUAAAUCCACCGCCAUCAGUCGACAAUAAGUUCAACGGUUUCAUUCCACUUGAUAAAUUGGACAUCACAUAUAGUCGAAGUAGUGGCCCUGGUGGUCAGAAUGUCAACACCACCAACUCCAAAGUUGACGUACGGUUUCAUUUGGAAAGCGCUGCCUGGCUUUCCGAAGGUACCAGAAAGCGACUGGCCGAACAACACAAGUCUCGUAUAAACAAAGAUGGGUAUUUGGUUAUAAAAAGUGAAUUGACUCGAUCCCAGCAAAUGAACAUGGCCGAUAUUCUGGAGAAAUUACGAACAUACAUUCGUGAAGCGAAAAAGCCUCAAUCUGCGGAAUUGUCUCCAGAAACAGAGGAAAAACUAAGACGUAGACACGAGAAAGCGACCAGGGAGCGUUUAGCGAUUAAGCGAAAUCGAUCGCAAACGAAAGCAGAUCGCCAGGCACCAGUUAUGUAGUAAAAAACAAAAAUUAGACCGUUAUCAAUAUUCUGUUAGAAUAAAUAGCAAAUAAACGUAAUACUUUGGCACAA
Messenger RNA from Malaya genurostris, 791 nucleotides. RefSeq names its product large ribosomal subunit protein mL62. NCBI's taxonomy places the organism in Eukaryota, Metazoa, Arthropoda, Insecta, Diptera, Culicidae. The record is from RefSeq and is a predicted model, not a curated record. Bases 118 to 717 code for a protein of 199 amino acids. Gene Ontology annotation, molecular function: translation release factor activity. The transcript has 3 exons. Gene Ontology annotation, biological process: mitochondrial translational termination. Gene Ontology annotation, cellular component: mitochondrial large ribosomal subunit.